This is a messenger RNA of Cyprinodon tularosa, 2847 nucleotides long. Its product is annotated as kelch-like protein 33. Gene Ontology annotation, molecular function: protein binding. The record is from RefSeq and is a predicted model, not a curated record. The transcript is spliced from 4 exons. Bases 274 to 2592 code for a protein of 772 amino acids. NCBI's taxonomy places the organism in Eukaryota, Metazoa, Chordata, Actinopteri, Cyprinodontiformes, Cyprinodontidae.
CCCUUCAGUACUCCCAUGCAGCUGGACAGAGAGACAGGACCGGAGCAUAUACACAACACUGCUGCUUAGGGGACACAAAGUCAAGCAGCACACGGCAAUCUCAAGCAAUUUUCUACAGGGGAUUACAAUUUGGACAUCUGGGAUAUGUAGCCUGUCUGAUUAUUUCCUCACAAUUUGUUGCAAUAAGGGAUCUACAAUUUGUGAAGCUCCAGAGGCAUACAAAGCAUCAGCUAACCAAACUAAGAAAAAAGAUUUACAAGGAGAGGUUGAAGAAUGGCAGUGGCAUGCCUCCAGAAUAAACUGAUGGAGUGGAGGAGACAGACGGAGGAACACAAGAGAAAACAAAAUGGGGGUUUGGAAAACUCAAUCGAAAAAGAGGAGGAAGAGGAAGACAAUGUAAAGAUUUACCAGAAAGAUGAUUAUGCUACACUGGUUUUCCUCUCCUUGAAAGAGUUCAGGGAUUCCUUGAUUCUCACAGACCUUACGUUGAACACCAAUGAUGGUAGGAGCAUUUGUGUUCACUCCACAGUCCUGGCUGCUGUCAGCUCACUCAUCUGGGCAAAACUGAAUGAAAGAAAGACAGAAAACAGUAGAGUUAAUGAAAGAAAACCUGCUGAUACCGGUGCUGGAGUCCAUGGGUGGUCUAUCUCUCUUGAUAAAGAGGUGGAUUGUGUCGGAUUAGAGGCUGUUGUGGAGUUUGCGUAUACUGGACUCAUAUCGAGUUUGAAUGAGCAUAACCUUAGUCAGAUUCAAGGUGCUGCUAAAAUAAUGGGAGCCCCUCGAGUGCUGUCCCUGUGUGACUUGCACAAUGAGCAGCUCUCAACACCUGGCAGAGACAAUAAAGGGGUAAUACUAUCUGCUGCAGAACAGAUGGCCAUAAAUCUAGAAUCCAUCAAACAGUUGUGGAUUGACAGAGUUGGCUGUGACGUCAGGUUGGAAGCCCCUGGGGGAUCAGUUCUUGUCCACAGAGUGAUCCUGGCUGUCAGUACUGACUAUUUUCGUGGGAUGUUUACACUGGGGAUGAAAGAGUCCCUUCAGUAUAGUGUGAGCCUGCCAUUCCUCUUUGUCUCAGAUCUAGAAGUUUUGGUUGGCAGCUCUUACAAUGGGACUCUUCCACUCACCUGGACAGGCAUCUUUGAGAUUGCUUGCCUUUCUAUUCAGCUGCAGUACCAACCUGCCCUGUCCUUGUGCUUUAGCUUCCUUCGCCAUGAAAUAAAUGCUCACACCUGCCUUGAUGUGGUAUCUUUCGCUGAAGCCUACAACAUGGCACAACUUCAAGAGGCUGCAGAUGAUUUUGUCCAACGGCAAUUUCAAGAGGUGGCCUGCACAUCUAAGUUCAAGGAUCUGCCAGCCAAACAGCUACUCAAAUACCUAAACAGCACCUCACUCUGUGUUCCUUCAGAGCUAGUUGUGUUCAGAGCUGUGGUGUUAUGGAUUCAAGAAAAACCCAAUCCCAGACUUAAACUGGCUGAGGAGCUAAUGAAAACUGUUCAGUUUUCCCUGAUGACAUUUAAGGAAUUUAAAGAGGUUCAGUCACAUAGCAUUUGGUGUAAUCACAGGUUGACCGAGUUGUAUGAUAGAAUCUAUGAAGAUUUCUAUUAUAACGACUCUCCACCACAGAAUCAAUGCCGCAUCUAUCUGCCCAAAGAGAGUCUAGUAUUGAUUGGGGGCGACCAGAUCUCAGAAGACCUGUGCAGCCGCAGCAUCAGCAGAGAUAUUUGGUUUGGGAAUUCUGUGAGAAGUCUGGGAGGGAUAAACAAGGAAAUUGAGUGGAGAAGAUUGGGAGAAAUGCCGGAGUCACCAAGGUUCAGCCAUGAAGUCGCUGUUCUCAGUGGACAACUGUACAUUUUUGGAGGCAAAAAUUAUUAUGGCAGCGGUGACAUCUUUAGCUCUGUUUAUAGGUAUGACCCUCUUCAAAAUAGCUGGGAGCGCCUGUGUGAAAUGCAAGAGAAGAGAUCCUCUUUUUCUGUGAUUGUCCUGGAUGGACAGUUACAUGCUGUUGGUGGAUACUGUGAACCUCAUUAUUUGGAUACUGUUGAACGCUACUGUCCCACCAAAAACUCUUGGAGCUUUACCAGACCCCUGGAUGUACCGUUGGGUGGGCAUGUAGCAAAGGCUUUUAAAGGGCAGAUCUUUAUCUCAGGAGGGCAAAACAGUGACCAGUUGUGUCUUGCAUCUAUGUUUCUGUAUCACCCAGAGAGAGGAAGCACCUACCUGGCAAGUAUGAGCAAACCUCGCGCUCAUCACUGUAUGGAGACCCUGGGUGAACAUCUUUAUGUAGCAGGAGGAAUCACCACAAACGAUAACAGGACUGUCGUUGAUCAGCUGGCCUGUGAAAUGUAUAGUCCAGCUACCAACUGUUGGACUGCGAUCACAUCUCUGCAAGUGCCGCAUGUCGGGGCAGCUAGUGCGGUUUUGGAGGGAAAGUUUUACUUGCUUGGUGGGUACAGCCAGGAGGACUGCAGUGACACGAAUAUGGUCCUCCGCUAUGACACCAACAACCAGAAAUGGGAAAACAUUGGACAAAUGCCAGGGCCUAAUAAUGAAAUACGAGCAUGUGUGCUGUGUUUGCCACACCAUUUGCGUAUAUGAAACACAAUAACUUUAUCAGCUGGGAUUAGUGAGUUAUUAUGGUGAUGCGUAUUCGGAUUUAUACAGUACAUUAUGCCCCUAUGUGAAAUUGGAUUUUUUUUUAAGGAGAAAUUUACAUCUCAGGUAUUACCAAUCUUAAGUUUAUUGCAAUGUAUACAACUCUGCAAUUGCUAUAGUUUUUGUUUGUGCAUGCAUUUUAAGUUUGAGAAGGUAAUGUUAGCAGACAUCUGCAAGUCUAGCAGUUUUAAACUGGUU